This is a messenger RNA of Rhipicephalus microplus (southern cattle tick), 2304 nucleotides long. Its product is annotated as PDZ domain-containing protein 8. Gene Ontology annotation, molecular function: protein binding. The record is from RefSeq and is a predicted model, not a curated record. NCBI's taxonomy places the organism in Eukaryota, Metazoa, Arthropoda, Arachnida, Ixodida, Ixodidae. Gene Ontology annotation, cellular component: mitochondria-associated endoplasmic reticulum membrane contact site. Gene Ontology annotation, biological process: mitochondrial calcium ion homeostasis.
AUGAUGGUCCUGGCCGCCGCUUUCGGCGCCUCCUUUGUGGCGGGCGCCAUGUUCGUGAUUCUGCUGCAGGUCUACCUCAUGUUUCGGGUCAUCACGUUGCCCGCGCUGCACCGCGAGAAGGUCGGCAGGAAGUACGCGCCUGCAACCAUACCUCAGAAACUUCUCAAGGCCAUCACGAACGAAGAUUGGAAGAAAGAGCGCGACACAUUGCUCGUGGCCAACCUGGCUUCCCAGUUUCUAUUCAGGGAGUGGAAGGAAUCCGCUCUGAUCCGUCGAAAGCACCACUUUAUUAUAAGAGAGAUUGACUUCGGCAAUGAUUUUGUGAGCGUCAACAAGAUAGCGGUCGAAAGCGUCACUCUGCACGAGAUAUGGAAGACAAUCGAGGAGCUCGAUGUGUUCUGCAACAUCGAGUACCCGGGUGGCCUCACCAUCGGCGUCGACGCUGAGCUCAACAUGGGAGCACUGGCCUCCGUGGUCAUCAAGGUUCAACACUUGGCACUCAAGGGUCGCCUGCAGUUUUCCCGGAAGCCGUACACCCACUGGUCCUUCGCCUGUUACGAGGAGCCGAAAGUCUCCCUAACAGUCGAGUCGUCGCUUCAGGGCCAAAAUUAUCCGCAGCUAGCGAGAGCAGUAGUUGGACUGGUGCGACGCAAGCUGCGGGCCAAGUUCAACCUGCCGACUUACUCGAUAGCGAUCAAGCCGUUCUUCCUGAUCCCCGAACUGCGCGUUUUGUCCACGCACCACGAGAAGCUGAGCCAGAACGGCACCCUCGAGAUAACGGUCGUGGAGUGCUCCAGGCUGGUGCUCUGCGAAGGCUCCUUCCAGCUGUACUGCAUGAUCUCCCUGGACGAGUUCGAGUGGAUCGACAUGGACGAAGUGCUGGGAACGCCGUGGCAGAGCAUUUCCCUGGAGCUGCUCAAGCCGGUCGGCACAGCGCUCGGAGUCGAGUUCAGGAACGGCGACCUGAUUGCCAGCAUCGAUGGAAUCCGAAUAGUGGACUGCAAGCAAGCCGCCAAGGUCCUUUCCAAAGCCGGAGAGCUGUUCAUCAUGAACGUCGAGAGAAAGCAGGAAUUCAAGUGGGACAAGCAGAGGGCGCUCAGCAUCUCAGGAUCGUCAGAAUACGUUGACCACACGCUGACUCAGGAAGACAAAACCAAGAUAAGUAGCAAGACUACCGACCUCAACAGCAGCGAGCGUCCGGAGAAGAGAGGUGACAGCGCGGCGAUUCUCAUCAGAGCCAAGAACAAGGGCUUCCCAAUAAAACGAACCACCUACGUUCUCUCCAACCGGGAACCUGUGUUCCUGGAGUCGUUCAGUUUCGAGGUCAAGAAUCACUACCGCUUCAUCAACGUGGGCGUCUGGAGCAAAGGCCAGAUCAUCAGCCUGCAGGGUGUGAAGAAGCCCCGCAUUGACACCAUGCUUGGAUACACCGCCAUCCCCGUGUCCCACGUGCUCGAGGAGUGCCUGAAAACCACUGAAGGCUACCACGGUGAAGUCGUCAAACUCCUCUGUCCCCACUUCACUAAGGUUCCCAAGGAUUUUCACAAGUACGCGACCCUGUCGGGAUUCGACCCGCGUCACUGCUACGGCGACAUCACGCUUCGAUUCCUGUUCAAGGGCGAGUACAAGGUCAAGGGCGCCCAGCUCAGCUUCGAGCGCAAGGAGCACAAGGAGGAUGAGCUUGCCGGACCCGUCGUCUCUGCCGUGGACGAAAUGCGGAAAAUGUGGCCCGAGGAAGACGCAGAGCCUGCAGCAGGCGUCCCUGAAAGCACAUCGAAGGAGGAACAGGAGAUGCGAAUGCUGGCGAACCAAGUCAAGGCCGCAAUGCCAGCCCAGCCGGACAGCGCCAAGGAAAAGACACAGGCGGAGCAGCCUGCGCCAACGUACGACGAGGACUUCUUCAAGCAGCUCGAGAUGACGGACAACGCCAGCCGGCUGGACGAUGUGCUGAGUAACCUGACGCAGCGCGGGUUCGGCAUACAGGUCUUCUCCAAGGCUGUCACCUCGGCAAAACACAUUCACCGCGACCUGGAACCUCAUGCGCGCCUGGAGCGCGUCAGAAACGUCUACCAGCGGGUGAAGAUCACCUUUGAAGCGGAGCGCAAGCGCAGAGACAAACUCGAGUCGCAGAUCGCGAGCGCCCCAGAUGAGGCAACGCGCCAGGAGCUGAGGCCCGCGUUCGAACAGUGCGAGCAGAGGCUCAAGGGUCUCAACCUGGUGCUCCUCUACUACGCCUCGGGCCUGAAAUACAUCUACGAGGACCGUGAACGGGCCUCGGAUCACUGCGAGGCACAGGCCCAUUAA